AUGGCUACAAGUUUGGUUAGAAAUGUUGACAAAAAAUUACAAAACAACGAUAUUGCUACCACACCUACGGUUUCUAAUGUGGAGUAUUGUGAUUUGGGGGAUGCAACAAAUAGUUGUGAGCAUUGUGGUGCGUUAUUCUGGUUUGAGGAGAGACAAAAUAAGACAGUCACUAAAGGAUCACCUCGGUUUUCCAUGUGCUGCAACAAUGGGAAGAUUACGUUGCCCACAUUACUCUUACCACCCAAAGGUAUCAUCGAUCUUUUUUUCGGCAAUUGUGAACUAUCCAGAAAAUUCUUACAGAACAUCAGAACGUACAACAACAUGUUUUGCUUCACAUCCAUGAGAGGUAGGAUUGAUAGAAGCGUGAACAAGGGAGGCGAACCUCCUGUAAUCAGAUUAAAUGGACAAAAUUAUCAUUUAAUGGGGAGUCUACUUCCAGAAGAAGGCAAGUCACCCCAUUUUGCCCAACUGUACAUAUACGACACAAGCAAUGAACAAAUUAACCGUAUCAAUGUUGUGACGGAUGGUUCUGAGCAAGAUGACAUUCAUAUAGAAAUAGUAAAUGUCAUUCACAGUGAGUUGGAUAAAAAUAAUGUUUUGGUUAAGUCAUUUCGUAUGGCUAAAGCAGAAAUGGAUAGAAAUUCAUGCGUUGAAGUCAAGAUCAAAUUGCUAGGCAAGCGCAAGAAAGAUGCAAGGACAUACAAUUUACCUCAAGUGUCUGAGGUAGCUGCAUUAAUAGUCAGAGAUCUUGAUACUAGUAUUGAUGGUUAUAGGGAAGACAUUGCCUUCUCUAACAUAAAAUGCAACGUCGGUGGUGGUGGCAGACAAAGGAUUAGUCUAAGAGAAUUGUUUUGCUAUCGCAUACAAACAAGAAAUUCGGUGGCCAGUACAAUACUACAUGCCAAGCGGUUAUUUCAACAAUUCGUUGUUGAUGGAUACACAAUGGUUGAGUCAGGACAACUCAUUUAUAUAAGGACACACCAAAAAAGCUUACGGUGUAAAUCAGAUAGUGGACUGACCAAUGCUUUAACUAGGGGAGAAAUAAAUCCAGCAACGCAGGGGCGUAGGAUAAUACUACCGUCGAGUUUUACAGGCGGAUCAAGGUUGUUUAAGAUGAAGCUAGAUUCGUUGAUAGCUUAUUGUAGAAAGAAAAAACUGUUUGGAUCUGUUGCAGGAGUUAUAUAUACCAUUGAGUUCCAAAAAAGAGGUCUUCAGCAUGCUCAUAUAUUGCUGUUUUUGGAAAAAAGAAAUGAAGUUAGGGAAGUUGGUGCUUUGGACAAAAUCAUUUCAGCUGAGAUACCUGAUGAAAAUACAGAUGUAGAAUAUUACAAAGAUGUUGAGGAAUUUAUGAUGCAUGGGUCAUGUGGAAAAGCAAGACGUCGGGAAAAUGGGAGGGCAAUUACAAAGAAUGGCAUUGCCUUGGACAACAGGUACAUAUCACCCUAUGAAGCGGUCUGGCGGUUGUUUGAUUUUGAUAUACAACUUAGGGCUCCCUCAGUGGAAAGGUUAAACUUUCACCUACCCAAUCAACAAAGUGUGGUUUUUGCCAAUGACGAUCCAGUUGAGAACAUUGUUAAUAGACCAACUAUAGCACAAAACUUCUUGGAAUGGUUUGAGGCUAAUAAGACAUUCCCAGAGGCAAGAAAGAUGACUUAUGUUGAGAUGCCAACGAAAUUCGUGUGGAAGAAACAACUUAGAAAAUGGCAGCCAAGGAAAAAAGGUUGA
Ipomoea nil (Japanese morning glory) is the source of this 1725-nucleotide messenger RNA. RefSeq lists its product as uncharacterized. The record is from RefSeq and is a predicted model, not a curated record. The coding region runs from base 1 to 1725 and encodes 574 amino acids. The transcript has 9 exons. Lineage: Eukaryota; Viridiplantae; Streptophyta; Magnoliopsida; Solanales; Convolvulaceae.